Messenger RNA from Apiotrichum porosum, 201 nucleotides. RefSeq lists its product as uncharacterized. The record is from RefSeq and is a predicted model, not a curated record. The transcript is spliced from 3 exons. Lineage: Eukaryota; Fungi; Basidiomycota; Tremellomycetes; Trichosporonales; Trichosporonaceae. The coding region runs from base 1 to 201 and encodes 66 amino acids.
AUGUCCUUUUCUGUCGGCAACCUCAUCCACCGUACUAUGGUGUUCGGCUGCAUCGGCUUCGGCGUCUACGGCACCGUCGUCAUCACCCAGAACCUCAUUGUCAAGAGCCAGAGGCUGAAGGAGUUUGAGGCUGAGCAGGCCGCCGGCACCGUGUCCCCUACCGAGGAGGCACCCGCCUUGACCACUACGUGGCGCAAGUAA